Messenger RNA from Lasiosphaeria miniovina, 729 nucleotides. RefSeq lists its product as uncharacterized. The transcript is spliced from 4 exons. The record is from RefSeq and is a predicted model, not a curated record. The coding region runs from base 1 to 729 and encodes 242 amino acids. NCBI's taxonomy places the organism in Eukaryota, Fungi, Ascomycota, Sordariomycetes, Sordariales, Lasiosphaeriaceae.
AUGACGAAGAUCAAAAGAGAGCGGUCGCCGACUGAACCAGAUGUCAAACCUCCCCGAGCUGAGGAACCGGCGGCAAAAAAGGCCAAGGUCUCAGGCAAUGCGCGCCGCCAAUUCUGUGGCCGUAUCAUCGUCCAGGAUUACGAUAUCCAGAUCGCAGUCUUUGCCAACAGCCUCUACCAUGCCCGCGACGUAAAUGACGGCUACGCUCUCGUGUUCAAGCAACCCGACGGUGCGCAGAUUGUGCUUGCGUGGCCGCUCUAUAACACCGGAGAAGACGCCCUCCAAGGCAUUGCCGUCGCGCAGGCCAUCGAGGUGGCCGGAAAAGUGGUGCGGGCUUGGACCGACAAGUACGUCGAAAACCUCGGCGGACGUAUGCUGAACUUUGUGGCCAGGGCCCGAGUGUUGGUCUUCUCGGACAACAAGACGAUGCUGGAUGUUCUGGACUGGAGAGCAGCCGCAGUCUCCGCGGUCCACUAUAAAGUUGUUGACAUAAUCAUAGAUAAGUCCUACGAGUUUACGCAUAUGCCGGGGAUGGACAACAGAACAUUCGCCAUCUUUGACGGCGAGCACGGCAUCCUCGCGAUGCUGAAGGGCGUCUACGAGAAUCUGGGAGAGGAGAUCAAGGCGUUGGAGGCCAUGUUUCCCAAGCCGCCCAAGCCGGCCAGCCUCGGCGCGUGGCGCCAAAGCUGCAGAAGUCGCACUUCCAGCAGGCACGAACUAGAGCCAUGA